This is a messenger RNA of Staurois parvus, 498 nucleotides long. NCBI's taxonomy places the organism in Eukaryota, Metazoa, Chordata, Amphibia, Anura, Ranidae. The record is from the annotation of a GenBank genome assembly.
GUCAUCUGGCGUUGGAUCGUCUGGCUUGACAGUGGGCAUCGGGUCACCAGGCAUGACAGUGAGCACUGGGUCAUCAGGUACCGGAUCGUCUGGAUCGACAGCGGGCACCGGGUCAUCAGGCAUUGGAUCGUCUGGCUCGACAGCGGGCAUCGGGUCACCAGGCAUGACAGCGGGCACUGGGUCAUCAGGCAUUGGAUCGUCUGGCUCGACAGCGGGCAUCGGGUCACCAGGUAUGACAGCGGGCACUGGGCCAUCAGGCGUGAUAGGAUCAUCAGGCUGGAUCAGUUCAUCAGGCUGGGUAGAGACAUCAGGCUGAAGUGCAGGUGCCGAGGCACCAGGCUGAACCAUGGAAGGCAGGUUCUCAGACUGCAGGCUCACCGGUUUGGAUACUGGCAGGAUGAGAAGAGCUGGAAGAUGGAACAGAGGAGGGAGCAGUUGCUACAGAGGACUUCUUUACAGGGUUAAAGAAAGGAUAGGUGCAGCGAGUGGGAGCAGAGG